This is a messenger RNA of Baudoinia panamericana UAMH 10762, 909 nucleotides long. RefSeq lists its product as uncharacterized. Gene Ontology annotation, biological process: hydrogen sulfide metabolic process; glutathione metabolic process. The record is from RefSeq and is a predicted model, not a curated record. NCBI's taxonomy places the organism in Eukaryota, Fungi, Ascomycota, Dothideomycetes, Mycosphaerellales, Teratosphaeriaceae. The transcript has a single exon. Gene Ontology annotation, molecular function: sulfur dioxygenase activity. Bases 1 to 909 code for a protein of 302 amino acids.
AUGGAGGACCGCAAGAGCGAAGCUACUUUCAAUCGCGAGCCCGAGAUUCACUGUUUGUUCGAGCAUACAACACGGACAUGGCAAUACAUAGUCGCGUGUCCGUCCACACAUCGUGCGGUAAUCAUUGAUCCGGUUCUGGACCAUAACCCGAAGAAAGACGGCAUCUCCACCGUAGCGGCAGACAACAUUGUUAAGCUCGUCCAACACUACGGCUACAUCAUUGAGCGAAUACUGGAGACGCAUUCGCAUGCUUCCGCCGCAUCAGCUGUCUGGUACCUUCGAAGUCAGCUAAGAGACAUGGGCCAUGAGCCUCGGAUCGCGAUUGGACGGAGUACGGAAGGUAUACGACGCCUCUUCCAGCGGAAGUAUGGCAUGUACGAUCCCGGAUUUACCGGUGCAUUCGAUGGUAGCUUCUCGGAUGCAGAUUCCUUUCGGAUCGGCGAACUCACGAUGCAUUGCAUGCAGUUGCCCGGCCAUACGCCAGAUCAAAUCGGCUUCAUGUGUGGGCGUAGCGUCUUCGCUGGCGGUGCGAUCCCCAAUAUUGACGCAGCAGGUUCGAGACCGGAAGCUGUACCCUGCACGGAAUCUGCUAAACAGCAGUAUAUCGCCUCGGCUGAAAGGUUGUUGAGUCUCCCUCUAGACUUUCGGAUCUACAAGGGCCACGACGAGCUUGAGCUUCCCGUCGGAUCACCUUCUGGCGAGCAGGACAACGUUGUGCUGACUCCGUUCGCGACUGUACAGCAGUAUCGGGAGAGAGGUGUGAGAGGUGUGAUGGGCGCCGCAGACGCGAAUGUUGUUAUGAGCGGCGUGCAGAGACCACGGGAUCGAGGCCGAACCCUCUCCUUCAACAUCAAGUCGGCUCGUAGGGCGGCGUACAUUGCUCCCAUAGCCGAGCUGAGCGUGGAAUAG